Triticum aestivum (bread wheat) is the source of this 340-nucleotide messenger RNA. RefSeq lists its product as uncharacterized. NCBI's taxonomy places the organism in Eukaryota, Viridiplantae, Streptophyta, Magnoliopsida, Poales, Poaceae. The record is from RefSeq and is a predicted model, not a curated record. Bases 1 to 213 code for a protein of 70 amino acids. The transcript has a single exon.
AUGCAGUCUCUGCUACCGCUGUUCCUGAGGCCGGCGGCGCGGUUCUUGGGGCCGUUCCUGGCAGGCCGGCCGGCGGAGGCGGCGGCCACGAUGCUGCACCGCGCCGGCGUGCUCCCGAGGAACAGGGCGCUGGAGCGGCUCGUGAGGGACGACGGCGGCGCCGAGGACUGCAUCGCGCGUCUCGUCGUCAGCGUGGUGAGCUGCCUCUGCUAGAUGGCCAGUUGAUACACUGGUUUGGGGAUUGAAGUUCUCCACUACUACUACAGGUUUAGGUUUAGCAUGAACUAAGUUUCUUGCAGAUUAAUGCAACUUCAUUAGUUAACAGUGACCAACGCCUUUU